Penicillium argentinense is the source of this 3411-nucleotide messenger RNA. Its product is annotated as GTPase-activating protein. The transcript has 3 exons. The record is from RefSeq and is a predicted model, not a curated record. Bases 1 to 3411 code for a protein of 1136 amino acids. Lineage: Eukaryota; Fungi; Ascomycota; Eurotiomycetes; Eurotiales; Aspergillaceae.
AUGAUCCCGUGGUCGUCUUUCGUGCAGAAGGCUCAAUCGCUGAUUGACCCGGCCAACUUCAAUAUUCCUUCCCUCGGGUCCUCUGACGGCACUCCCUCCAAAGCGUCGCUGUUCCGCCAGCAAUUCCGCCUCCCCGAUUCGCAGAACCCGCUGCAAGAGAUCACCGCUGAACUCGUCCUCCCCCUACCCAACUCCUCCUCUAGCUCAGGAGAUGGCGCCCGUCGUGUCGACCGCGCGGGCAGCCGAUAUACCGGUCGUCUGCAUCUCAGUGAGCGAUUUAUCUGCUUCUCCACACAACCAACAAGCUUUAUCCCCUCGGCCACACUCAGUGCUUCGACCAAUUUUACUGGGCAGACACACGGUACCGGCCCUUCUGGAAAUGGAUUCACCCUGCCCCUGUCCUGCAUCCGUCGCGUCGAACGACUUCACAGCGCCAGCCAUGUUUUCUCACUGGCAUUGACCACUUGGAACGGUCUAUUGAACAAGCAGCAAGAACCCAAUUUCACGCCCCAGCGCCUCAUUCUUCAGCUUGUCGGUAGCAGACAAGCAUGCGAGCGAUUCUGCGAUACUCUGAAGAAAGGCCUGCGGGAGGGUAUGAAGGAAGUUGACAAUUUGAGAACGGUUGUCACGGAUUGUUACUCGGAAUACUUGCUCUCUGGAGCGAAGACCAAGGGACAACAGGAUGGUGCCGUGGAAGGAGAUGGUCGCCAGCCACCUGAUGCAGGGCUGGGUAUGCUUUUCCGCUAUCCUGGUGAUGCGCGUAAGCUUCGAGACCGGAGUAAGAUGAGACUCUGGGGUGAAUAUUUCCGAGAAAACGGUCGCAAUGCCACACUCGUUCGACAACCGACCUUUCACAAGCUGAUUCGCGUGGGUCUGCCUAACCGACUGCGUGGUGAGAUAUGGGAGCUUGCAUCGGGCUCCCUCUUUCUUCGCAUUCGCUCGCCCAAAUUAUAUGAAGAGACACUAGCCCAGUUCAAGGGUCAAGAGUCCCUUGCAAUUGACGAGAUCGAAAAGGACUUGAAUCGCAGUUUGCCUGAGUACCCAGGUUUCCAGAGCGAGGAGGGCAUUGGCCGCUUACGUCGCGUUCUCACUGCCUAUAGUUGGAUCAAUGCGGAGAUCGGUUACUGUCAAGCUAUGAACAUUGUCGUUGCCGCAUUGUUGAUUUAUAUGUCUGAGGCCCAAGCCUUCUUCCUUCUUUCGGUCCUUUGCGAUAGACUUCUCCCAGGGUAUUACUCAACUACCAUGUACGGCACCCUCUUGGAUCAAAAAGUCUUCGAAUCCCUUGUGGAGAAGACCAUGCCUGUGCUUUGGGAGCACCUCAUCAAGACUGAUGUACAGCUUUCGGUUGUUUCGCUCCCUUGGUUCCUUUCAUUGUAUAUCAACUCCAUGCCCCUUGUCUUUGCAUUCCGUGUCUUGGAUGUUUUCUUCCUCGAGGGCCCCAAGGUUCUCUUCCAGGUCGGUUUGGCCAUUCUCCGCAUCAACGGCGAAGAGCUUCUUGAUGUCCAGGAUGAUGGCUCAUUCAUUUCCGUGCUGAAAACUUAUUUCUCGCGUCUGGAUGAAUCGGCUCAUCCCAGAUCCGAGAACCCGAAGCUGCGUGCCAUUACCCGCUUCCAAGAGUUGAUGGUGGUCGCUUUCAAAGAGUUCUCUGGAAUCACCCACAGCACCAUUGAGGAACAGCGCGAGAAGCACAAGGACGCUGUUCUGGAAAAUAUCGAGAACUUUGCGAAGCGUACUUCCAUUCGCAACCUUGGACCCGAGAGCAAACGCCUUAGCGUCGACGAUCUUGGUACGAUUUACGACCGCUUCUACGAGACUCUGUAUCAAUGGCAACAACAUCAGAAGGUGGUGGAGGAAGAGAGGAGGAAACAGGAGAAAAAGAAGUCGGAACGUCUGUCGAUUCUUGGGCCGCCUCCAGACAGAGAAGUUGGCCGCGUUGGCCUCGGCCCCAGUCCAACUCAUAUGGACUAUGACGCUUUCCGGGAGUUUAUGGCUGCCACUGCCAAAUGGGCUGUAUCAGACUCCCCUGCUUCGGCCAGGAAAGAGUCGGCCUCUGGAUUCAGCAGCAUACGCAGCAACAAAUCUCUUCUAUGGGCCAACCGCAGGCAACCGGCCGAUCAUGAAUUCUUGCAACGUCUGUACCGCAAAUGGGCUACGGAUCCUGAAGAAGGAUUGAGUUUACAGAAUGUCGUGAAUGGCCUGGCCAGGCUCAAGGGAACGCCAGACAUCAUGAACAAUAUCAACUACUUCUUCAACCUGUAUGAUGAUAGUGACAACGGUCAGGUUGAUCGCGAGGGUAUUCUCAAAAUCUCCGAGGCACUUCUCUUCCUCUCUCGCCGGGGCUUUGAGGGCACUAUUCAUGCUACGCAGUCACUAGAAGACCUGAACAACCCUCGUGAUCGUGAUCAUGUGGAGCAGAAUACGCUCACCACCGAAGAGCGUUUCCUUGGCAGUGUCAGUGCAUUCAUCCGUCGCUGCUUCGAAUAUGCCGAUCCCGGUCACCCGGAGUACCACAAGGCUUCGCAACAAGAUGCCACUGCAGAAACGACGGAGAAACUGGACUCCUUCGCCAUUGGAGAUGAUGAGGAGGAUCUCAUCGAUGUCGACGACUCCAAACCCAAGGAGGCCCCCGCGCCAGAUACCGCCUCCAAGCCAAGCGCAAGCGAAUUGAAUAACAAGAAAUCUCGACCAAGAUCCGAGUCCGCGAACCCGGCUCUCGACCCCAACAACCCGCUUCACAUCACUCUUCCCACCUUCCGCAUGGUCAUCUUGGCAGACGAGCUCCUGGAACAAUUCUUCGAAUCCUACUUCCCGCAAUCCUUCCACCUGUCCGAUCACCCUCACCCCGCCUCUCUCGCGGCAUCAUCCUCAUUGUCCUCCAAUCUUACCACAUUCUCCAAUCUCGGCAGCGCCCGCCCCUCGAAUCUCACAGCCGCAGGUAACGUCUCUGUCGCCGGCGCUUCCGGGGGCAUCGUUCCACCCGGAAAAGGUCUUCGCGGCGUUCUCGACAACAUCGUCACAGACGGUAUCCGGAUGGCAGCCGAGGUCAAGAAACGCAUGGACGAAGCCCAGCGUGACCUGGAACGCAACGCCCUAGGCCGUGAAGAAGACGACGAGGAUGACGAGGAUGACGAUGAUAUCCGCCGAGAUAGCGCCUCCGCCGCCGCAAUGGCAGGAGGCAUUUCAAGCUGGGGCGCCGGUGCAUACGGCGCAGACAUGGAACGUCGCAGCGUCCGGGACGCAGACCGCGAUCUUCUCGAAGGUGCCGAGGUUGUCAGUGUCCGAGAGAAGGGCGAGAACUCCUCUCUUCUUGAUGGAAAGGAAGAAGCUGAGGCCACGGGUCCUGCGGGCAAUGCGGCGUCCUCGCAGCCAGAGUCGGAGGUUGUAAGUAAGGUUGUUGAGUUUGAGUCGUGA